AUGAAUUGGUUCAGUGUGUGUUUAUUAAGUCUAGCCAUUAGUUUAACGUCUUCAAAUAAGAGUGGUGAAGAUUUAAUCAAUCGUGAACUACGUUGUGAUUUCGUUGAUUCAGUCAACAUAACCGGUGGUAUUGAACAUCAAAAUGGCAAGAUUAUAUUCGAUGGCAUCGAAUAUUCGGAAGAUCAAUAUGCAGCGAUCGAUUAUAUUUCGGAAGAUGGUUUCAAUCGCAUUAGUGUUCGUGGAUGUACUUGUAAUAUAAGGCCUUGUGUUCGACUUUGUUGUCCACAUGGAUCAUUCGUUGAAAGUAUGGAAUUCGGCCAAGAAGUGGAAUGCCGUGAAGACGAAACAGCAAAGAAUCUUCUCACCGAAGUGCUGGAUGAAAAUGGACGCACCAAUAUCACAAAUCUAGAUCAACAUUUUGGCUACGUUAAUCGAAUCUGCGACUUUCACUACUAUGCAAAAAACUUUGUCAUUACACAUACAGGGCAUGUUUUGGUUGACAAUGAAUUAUUCAAUCAUCGUGAAUAUUGCAUUAGAGUCACGCCCGGUCGAACGAAAGCCGUAAAUAUACAGGUGAUGCUUUGUAUGAAAGGAGGUCCAGAUGUGCCAAGUACGAGACAUUCCAUUUUGCCCUACGCGCUGUUAACGUCGAUACCAUUCUUGAUUGCUACAUUUUUGAUUUACAUUUUCAUACCGGAGCUACGAAAUUUGCACGGCAAAUGCUUUCUCAGCUACUUGCUAUGCCUGAUAAUGGUCGAUACUUCACUCUCCUUGGCCGAGCUCGUUGAUCCACAGCAAAUGGAAUGGCCCAUCCGAAAGGCAUAUGGUAUCCUCACCUAUUUUGCUUUCUUCUCAUCCUUUUUGUGGUUGAAUGUGAUCAGUUUUGAUCUCUGGUCGAGUUUUCGAUCCAUCAAGAAUUUUCGAGCUUUUUCGGAGCGAAAACAAUCCAUUUUGUACAAUGUUUAUGCCUGGACAUUGUCGUUGCUAAUAACCAUUAUGGCCAAUGUAUUGGACUCAAUUGAAUCACUUCCUGAUUAUCUACGCCCGGGCACUGGAGUCGACACGCUCUUUCUUAAAGAAAAUUCAAGCAAAAAAAUUACGUUCUACUACAUCCCACUUAGCAUUAUUCUGGCGGUAAAUGUGGUAUUUUUCAUUUUGGCUGCACGACGAAUUCACAAAAUACAACACGAUGAACGGCGAAAAUCGGCAAAAGGAUCUAGUCAACGACAAAACCAGUUGAUCAAAAUGAAAAACAGGUAAAUAGCUCGGUCAAAGUUCAUUCGCAUGCUAUUCGCAUGAUUGUGUUUACUUCCGAUUCAUAAAUUCAUGAAAAACUUCUUUUGUUCCCAAAGUUACAUGCUUUAUUUGCG
Messenger RNA from Sitodiplosis mosellana (orange wheat blossom midge), 1370 nucleotides. Its product is annotated as G-protein coupled receptor Mth2-like. The transcript is spliced from 5 exons. The coding region runs from base 1 to 1260 and encodes 419 amino acids. NCBI's taxonomy places the organism in Eukaryota, Metazoa, Arthropoda, Insecta, Diptera, Cecidomyiidae. The record is from RefSeq and is a predicted model, not a curated record. Gene Ontology annotation, cellular component: membrane. Gene Ontology annotation, biological process: cell surface receptor signaling pathway. Gene Ontology annotation, molecular function: G protein-coupled receptor activity.